Messenger RNA from Morus notabilis, 607 nucleotides. Its product is annotated as 30S ribosomal protein S31, chloroplastic. Bases 117 to 485 code for a protein of 122 amino acids. The record is from RefSeq and is a predicted model, not a curated record. Gene Ontology annotation, biological process: plastid translation. Gene Ontology annotation, cellular component: ribosome; plastid. NCBI's taxonomy places the organism in Eukaryota, Viridiplantae, Streptophyta, Magnoliopsida, Rosales, Moraceae. The transcript is spliced from 3 exons.
UUGUUUAAGAUAAACUGAUGCCAUAUAAACGAGGACGAAAACGGUCGCCAAAAAUUUCCCCCUAAAAUCUUAUCCCUUCGCCUUUCUCAUUUCAGUCUUAGCUCUGAGCUCCAGUCAUGGCGUCUCUCUUACUAGGAUCCCUCCCAAUCCCCUCUCAGUCCCUCCCUCUCGCCUCUCGCAUUUCGUUUUCCCAAUCCCAAACCCUAGCCACUUCUCUUCCCUCUUUCGCACUUUCUUCCUCGUUUUCAUCAAUCUCCGCAACUUCUCCUCCAUCAUUCCCUUCAGUGUACUGUGGCAGAGGCGAUAAGAAAACGGAGAGAGGAAAGCGUUUCAAUCACUCCUACGGCAAUGCAAGGCCUAGGAACAAGAAGAAAGGGAGAGGACCACCGAGGGUACCGGUUCCUCCGUCGCCGCCUAGGAAAGAUAAGUUUGAUAGCGAUGCGAAAAUCAAGAUCGAAAUCGAUGAGUCUCUGUUCUCCAACUAAUUGAAAUCCUAAAUCUUUUUUUUUUUUUCCUUCUAAUUUCUGUUGGGUGUAAUAUUUGAGGAUUAUGUAGUUCCCUUUGUUGAAUGUGCUACACUUGCUUGUAAGAAUUCCGCUGAAAUUCU